AUGGACAGAGUGACUAUUGGCUCGUCCCUUGGUCCGCCUUCGGCGAAUAUAUUCAUGGGCGAGCUAGAGGCUUUCCAACUUCAUCGUCAGAUCAACGGUCCGAGAUACUAUGGACGCUACGUGAAUGAUAUGUUCGUAAUCCCACCUCAACAGAACGACACUACUGUUCUACCAGACAAUAUCAAUCUGGCACACCUGGCAUUUAAUUUACGCCGGAAAAAGAGCAGUCCGCAUCGUCCCCUUUCCUCCUCCUCCUCCUCCUCCUCCUCCUCCUCCUCCUCCUCCUUCUUCUUCUUCUUCUGCUUCUUCUGA
Messenger RNA from Spirometra erinaceieuropaei, 312 nucleotides. The record is from the annotation of a GenBank genome assembly. Lineage: Eukaryota; Metazoa; Platyhelminthes; Cestoda; Diphyllobothriidea; Diphyllobothriidae.